AUGUCCAAGCCUUCACCACCAUCAUGCAAGUGGAGAUCAACAACACAAAAAAAAGAAAAAAUGCAAAAGAUUGGUUCAAAUAUUAAGAAAAUUAAGAAGGGUUAUUCAUCAUCCAACCCCCUUAGAAAUUGUAUUAAUAAUACUCAACAUUGUUCUUAUUCCGAUUAUCAAUCUCAUCAUUCAUUUUCUAAAGAUGUUAUAUUUACUAAUGAAAGUGGUAUUGAUGUAAUGAAUAAUGGAUUAUUAAAUAAGGGAACAUCAUUUAGUAAAACAGAACGUGAUAGAUUAGGUAUUAGAGGGUUAAUUCCACCAACAGUUUCAAAUAUAGAUACUCAAUUAAUGAGAUUAAAAGAAAGAUUUAGUACCAUUCAAACAGAUAUUGAAAAGUAUCAAUUUUGUACACAAUUACAUGAUCGUAAUGAGACUUUAUUUUACUAUUUUAUUGUAAAUAAUAUUAAGGAAUUAGCUCCAAUUAUUUAUACACCAACUGUUGGAAAGGCUUGUGAAAACUUUUCACAUAUUUUCCGUAAACCAAGAGGAAUGUUCUUUUCAGCUUUAGAUAAAGGUGAAAUGAAAUCAAUGGUUUAUAAUUGGCCAGUUGAAGAAGUUGAUGUUAUAGUUGUAACUGAUGGUGGUAGAAUUUUAGGUUUAGGUGAUUUGGGUGCUAAUGGUGAUGGUAUUCCAAUUGGUAAAUUAUCUUUAUACGUUGCUGCAGGUGGUAUUAAUCCAGGUAGAGUUUUACCUGUUUUAUUGGUAUGUUUAAUGAUUUAUAUACAUGAAAAUAUUUAA
Messenger RNA from Naegleria gruberi, 789 nucleotides. RefSeq lists its product as uncharacterized. Gene Ontology annotation, cellular component: mitochondrion. Gene Ontology annotation, molecular function: malate dehydrogenase (decarboxylating) (NAD+) activity. The record is from RefSeq and is a predicted model, not a curated record. The coding region runs from base 1 to 789 and encodes 262 amino acids. Gene Ontology annotation, biological process: pyruvate metabolic process; malate metabolic process. The transcript has 3 exons. NCBI's taxonomy places the organism in Eukaryota, Heterolobosea, Eutetramitea, Acrasida, Naegleriidae.